AUGCCUCCCGCAAUACAGGACUCGGAAGAUGAGGACGAAAUUCUGUUUGAAGACGAACCGAGUCAGCGUAGCACGUUCUCUCAGCUCGCCGACCAUGCAACAUCCAUUUUGAAGGACUUCCCGGAUGUAGUGCCACAGCUCGAUGGAGCUGCAGACAAGCCGCCAAGGGGUACUUCAUCCUCAGACCUACGAAGACAAGUCGCAGACGCAGAACGAGGCCUUCUUGCCACCAAUUCGGACCAACCAUCGAAACAUGCCGCAGGAAUGCCCUCUUCUACCUCACCCGCACUCCAAAGGAACAAGCGACGUAAUACGACUGUUGUCGGUUCCGAUUCUGGCGUCAGUCCUGUCAAGAGUCUGAAGCGAGUCAAGACUUAUGCUCAAACACGCUCGAUUCUUGGUGACGAUGAUGAUCGCCCGCAUGCCCCAAGUGGUCUACCAGCUGGAACUAUCGCAGAUGAUUUCAUGAACCACGAGCCCAAUGUCAUGUUUCGAGACACUGGCACUACAAAUGCCUUCAAUGAUUCGACACAAGAGGAGUUGGUGGAACAAGCUCGUGGCGGCAACAACGUACAAACUGCCAAUGAAGCCCCUCUUCCCAAGGCCUCGAAUUCGGACAAGAGCUCUUCCUUUCCUUGGACCGCUUCUGCAGAGCCAACACAGACCGAGGGGUCGCCAGUCAAGGCAGACGAGCAGAUUAUUCAAAGGGAAGACAACACCACGGCUCAGCAGGUCCCCAACCUGGUCCGUAGACCAACGAUCGAACCUCUUUCGCCUGUUGCAAAGAGACCAGCAUUCUUCCAGAAGCCAGAAGACGACCGUCCUGGUACGCAAGAGGCAGCACCACCUGCUGCAAAGGCUCGCUCGCCACCCAAAUCUAGUCCGGUCGUGAUCAUUGACAGACGGGAUGCAGUAUCGGAGCUUCGAGAUGAAGAGAACUCGGGCGCUCAGAAGGCGAAGCGAGGUCGCAAGCGAAAGUCACAGGAAGCGGUGCACGAGCAAACACAAUCCGAUGACAGGCUCGACUCUGACGACAGAAUGCUGAAAGAAAUGGGUCUGCCCGAAGAUCAGUACAAGCCAAGACCCAGCCGACGGAGAGCCACGCAGGUUGAAGAGCCACUCGACAUGUCUUUGACUGUCGAGAGGGCGGUCAGGAAGCAGCAGCGAAGAAAGACCGAUAAUGCUACAGCAGAAGCUGCCACUUCAUCACAGUCUCAUGCUCAGAACGGCUCCCGAGAUGGGCUCUAUGCGUGUCCACUGGGUUGCAGUUCGAGGAUGACUGAGGAAGAGGUCUUUCCUCAUCUUGAUCUAUGUCCUACCAAGCAAAAGGCCACUCAGCCGAGCAAAGACAAGGCCACGGAAGAGAAUGACAGCGUUCACGUGGUCUCGCCUCAGAAGAUGCUUGAAAAGGGCAGGAAAUCUGCGAUCAAGCCAGUCACUGUCGAAGAACGCCCAAAGGCGUCUUCUCGAGCAAGCAGCAUCGACGCAAGCCCUUCUUCAAAGACAUUGGGCCAGCUCUCGUCUGAGAAGAAGACCGACGUUGGCCUUAUGUUACCUCCUACUAUGCCCGCAUCGGCCUCGAAGAGAGCACGACGAAGCAAGACCACCAUCUUUGAAGAUCAUGUCGACUUUGGUGGUAGCCAGAGGUCGCCGAACCUAAGCCAGCAGCAAGCAAAGCGUAAGGCUGCUCUGCUGGAAGUGACGAACGGGUCCACGCAGAAGUCACGCCGCAAAAUCGUGCAAGAUGACGAGGACGAUGAGGAUGAGCUUGCCAAGGAAGAGGCGGAAGUCAUAGAGCCUCCACAAAAGAGAGCCAGAGGUCGUCCCGCCAAAGCAUCAACCCAGAAACCUGCCAAAUCCUCUGAAAGAGUGCUUAAGGACUCCGAUGCCGAGGAUGACGAGGAGGAGAUCGAGCUCAAACCACCUGCCAAGCCGAAAGCCCGAGGACGUUCCAAGACAGUUCUCCAAGACUCUGACUCAGACGACGACGAUGAACUCGAAGCUGAAGAGCCUCCAGUCAAGAAAGGCCGUGGCCGACCACCGAAGACCAAGUCCAAGGAGAAGGUGCUUCAAAACUCUGAUUCAGAGAACGACGAUCUCGAAGCAGAAGAGCCUGUAGCAAAGAAAGGUCGCGGUCGACCGCCCAAAGCCAAGUCUAAGGAGAAAGUUCUCGAAGACUCAGACGCCGUGGACGAGGACCCCAACGCAGAAGAAGACGAUGUCGAGCUUGAUGAGUCGCCGAAGAAGAAACGCCCGGGCAGACCGCCCAAGGCCAAAGCUGACAGUGGCAAGCCAGUCGAUAAUGCUCCCGCGAAAGAGAACAGUGAGAUCGACAUACCCUCGAGCGACCUCUCAGCGCUCAACAAAGGCGAUAGCAGCCCGACCAAGGCUGCACUUUCACGGAAAGACUCGAACCAGCAGCCAAAAGCCAAGGACAUGCAGUCACCCAGAAGCACACCUCCGCAGAGACCUGAUGCGAAGCCAGCCCCAGUAACGCAUUCGCCCAUCAAGAGCAUUACCAAGGCCGGUAGCAAUGGCAGCUUCCCAACCUACCGUGUCGGUCUCAGCAAGACGAGGAAGAUUCCCUCUCUGCUGAAGAUCGUGGGUAAACCGAGGCCAGACACUCGACGCUGA
Messenger RNA from Fulvia fulva, 2634 nucleotides. RefSeq lists its product as uncharacterized. The transcript has 2 exons. Gene Ontology annotation, molecular function: DNA binding. Lineage: Eukaryota; Fungi; Ascomycota; Dothideomycetes; Mycosphaerellales; Mycosphaerellaceae. The record is from RefSeq and is a predicted model, not a curated record. The coding region runs from base 1 to 2634 and encodes 877 amino acids.